GACUAGAGGCGAGGCACAAGUCAAAAAAAAGAAGAACGGAGGCGAGCCAUGGCGGCGCCGGCUCCAGCGCCUCACUCCCGCACGCCCGGCCGCUAGGGACCUCGCCGACGAGCCACUCCUCCGCCUCGCCGCGACUCUCUCAACCCCGGCCGCCACUCUCCCGUCCUCGGCCGGGAAUCCCCCGUGCACACUGCCGCUAACCCUAGCGGUCGCCGCUCUCUACUCGCCCCCACGCUCUCGUGCCCGUGCUGCAAGAAGAGGAAGAAGGCCACGCCAUACCUUGCUCCGGCUCUGCCUCCAUCUGUUGUCAGCCAUGGGAGAUUUCCCACCUCAUGUUGAUACCAGCGAUGCAUUUCAAGUAGAAGUAGAUGUUCAAUCAUACUUGACGAUUGCAGAUGGCAGAAAAGUGUAUAAAAGAGGCAAAACGUGGUCGUUUGUUGUGGAUCGUGGUUUGUCCGUGGAGGAUAUAAAGCAUGCUGUAGAGGAGAAAUUCCAGUGGUCAAAUGAUCAACGAAUGACUAUUUGGUAUGGGUCGGGUGAUGAUGUUGUGCCUUUGAUUUCUGAAUCAGAGAUAGCACAAUUGUUUGAUAGAUGUGCUAUCUCGAGGAUAAUAAGAUUUGGUGUGACAAUUGAGAACAAAAGGCAAAAUAAUGAUCCUACUCUUGUCACUGUUGAUGAUGAGAAUGAUGAGCCUGUCCAUGCUCCUUUCUUUGCAUGGCCGAAACAAGCAUAUGAAGGGGAGUAUGAGGAUGAUGAGCCUGUGGGAUUUAAUGAAGAGAAGAAAUAUUUGCCAGAGGAGAAGGCCGAGCCAGAGGUAGUUGUUGCAAGGGUUCCAUUGGGAACACUAGAUGUUCCCAACUCUUAUGAUCCGCAACAUGUGCUAGGCGAUGAUGAAACUUUACUCGCUAACAAGGUGGCUCCCAUGUAUAUCCAUGAUAGAAACAAUCCUCGAAUUGAAGUAGGCACCACAUUUGCUGAUUCUAAAGCAUUUAAGGUUGCAUUGAGACAACUCGCAAUUAGAGAAGAUUGGUCAUUUAUCACAGAGCAUAGUGACUCAAAGAGAUUCAAUGGGAGAUGCACAGAUAAGGAUUGUCCAUGGAAGAUACAUGCCUAUAAGAUAAAGAAUGCUAAUACUUUCAAGGUAUCAAAACUUCCUUUCCUCCACGAAAAAAACCAAAGGCUGAAGCAAGCAUGGCAGCCACUUCUCCGAGAACACCAACUAAGCAAUGUACUCAUCAUGUUACUCCUACUACAAGUCCAAUGACAAGAAGCAUGGCUGCAGCUAUUGCGCAUUCUUCUACACCUCCCAGUGCAUCCACAAGGAGCAAAUCUGUUGCUGCUAGUCCUCUUCAACAAAUUUAGUGCAUUUGGGUGUGAGAACCAUGAUAUUUUGCUAUGUAUAUGAAGUGUUGCGGUCUGAACUACUUUGGUGCUCUUUUGGUGAUCUAAAACCACUAUGUAUUGCUACUGAAUAUCUAUCUUAUAUUAUCUAUACAUUUGUGUUCAAAGGUUGCAGAAA
This is a messenger RNA of Lolium perenne, 1519 nucleotides long. RefSeq lists its product as uncharacterized. The record is from RefSeq and is a predicted model, not a curated record. Lineage: Eukaryota; Viridiplantae; Streptophyta; Magnoliopsida; Poales; Poaceae.